Funneliformis mosseae is the source of this 261-nucleotide messenger RNA. Lineage: Eukaryota; Fungi; Glomeromycota; Glomeromycetes; Glomerales; Glomeraceae. The record is from the annotation of a GenBank genome assembly.
AUGGCUUAUGUAUUGACUAGCGAAUUCUUAAAUGAAGAAGAUUUAAUGUCGCUGUUAGCAAAUCGUCUUCCAAAUGAAUCCAAAGCUACGUUAAUUAAUAAUUCUCGGCAAAAUCGUUGUCGAGAAUUUAAAGACCUCGGAGUUGAACGGCAAAGGCUUGGUCUUUGGAAACCUAUUGGUAGAUCGAAAUUUCGUUUUUCAAAAUUAUUAGAGAUCUUACACCUAAAUAGUGUUGAAUCAAAAAUAGGGAUUUGGGAAUAA